Molecule: messenger RNA, 2462 nt
Organism: Suncus etruscus (white-toothed pygmy shrew)
Lineage: Eukaryota; Metazoa; Chordata; Mammalia; Eulipotyphla; Soricidae
Product: protocadherin beta-2-like
Exons: 1
Coding region: 1-2415 (804 amino acids)
Biological process (GO): homophilic cell-cell adhesion
Cellular component (GO): plasma membrane
Molecular function (GO): calcium ion binding
Source: RefSeq, a predicted model, not a curated record
AUGGAGGCUGGAGAGGGAAGGAAACGCAUUCGGAAACAAAGGCAAGUCCUCAUACUCUUUGUUUGGCUGGGUAUAGCUCAGGUUGGUUCUGAACCGAGACACUAUUCAGUGCCUGAGGAGAUGGAGAUUGGCUCCUUUGUGACAAAUUUGUUAAAAGAUCUGGGUUUGGAGGCAGAAGAACUAGCAGCGCGGGGACCCAGGGUCGUUUCCAAAGGGAAAAAAGUGCGUUUGCAGUUCGAUGCACAGACUGGGGAUUUGUUGUUAAAUGAGAAAUUGGACCGAGAGGAACUGUGUGGCCGGGUUGAGCCCUGUAUACUACCUUUCCAGGUAUUGUUGGAAAAUCCUUUGCAAUUUUUUCAGGCUGAGCUACAGGUCAAGGAUAUAAAUGAUCAUUCCCCAGUUUUCCUAGACAAAGAAAUAAUUUUGAAAAUACCAGAAAGUAUCUCUCCUGGAACUGCUUUCUUAAUAGAACAUGCACAGGACUUAGAUGUAGGAAGCAAUGCUCUCAAAACGUAUACAGUCAGCCCCAAUUCCUACUUUCAUCUUAAAGUACAAGAAUAUCCCGACAGCAUAAUACUACCACAACUAGUGCUGGACAAAGCUUUAGAUCGUGAGCAACAGACUGAGAUCAGAUUAAUUGUCACAGCGGUGGAUGGCGGUUCUCCACCCAAGUCUGGCACUGCUCUGGUUCGCAUUGAAGUUUUGGACAUCAAUGAUAACGCCCCCAAAUUUGCAAAGUUGCUCUAUGAGGUGCAAAUCCUAGAAAACAGUCCCAUUGGAUCCCAGGUUGCCAUGGUCUCUGCAAGGGAUUUGGACAUUGGUACGAAUGGAGAAAUAGAUUAUGUAUUUUCUCAAGCCUCUGAAGACAUUCGUAAAACUUUUAGUAUAAAUGCAAAAUCAGGGCAGCUCCAUUUAAUACAGGAACUAGACUUUGAGUUCAUUCAGAAUUACACUGUGACUAUUCAGGCCAUAGAUGGUGGAGGCCUUUCUGGAAGUUGUAUGGUGUUUGUCCAGGUGAUGGACUUGAAUGACAACCGGCCAGAACUGACCAUAUCAAAACUGAAUAAGAAGAUCCCAGAAAACUCAGAGACGACCAUAAUUGCUGUGUUCAGUGUUUCAGAUCCUGACUUCGGAGACAAUGGAAGGACUGUAUGUUCCAUUCAAAAUGAUCUUCCCUUCAUUCUUAAACAAUCGGUUGAAAAUUUUUACACUCUAAUAACAAACACAGCCCUGGACCGAGAGCAGCAGGAGGAAUACAACAUCACCAUCACCGCGACAGACAUGGGCAGCCCCAGGCUGGCAACGCAGCACACCAUCAGGGUGCAGGUGUCCGACGUGAACGACAACGCCCCCGCCUUCAGCCAGCCCUCCUACACCCUGCUGGUGGGCGAGAACAACAGCCCCGCACUGCACAUCGGCAGCGUGAGCGCCACGGACGCGGACGCGGGCAGCAACGCGCAGCUGACCUACUCGCUGCUGCCGGGCCCCGAGCCUUGGCCCCCGCAGCUGCCGCUCGCCUCGCUGGUGUCCAUCAACGCGGACAACGGGCAGCUGUUCGCGCUGCGCUCGCUGGACUUCGAGGCGGUGCGCGCCUUCGAGUUCUUUGUGCGCGCGCAGGACCGCGGCUCGCCCGCGCUGAGCGGCCAGGCGCGGGUGCGCGUGCAGGUGCUGGACCGCAACGACAACGCGCCCUUCGUGCUGUACCCGCUGCAGAACGCGUCGGCGGCGUGCAGCGAGCUGGUGCCCAGGGCGGCCGAGGCGGGCUACCUGGUGAGCAAGGUGGUGGCGGUGGACGGCGACGCGGGCCAGAACGCCUGGCUGUCCUUCCAGCUGCUCAAGGCCACGGAGCCCGGGCUCUUCAGCGUGUGGGCGCACAAUGGCGAGGUGCGCACGGCGCGGCCGCUCAGCGAGCGCGACGCGCCCAAGCACAGGCUGCUGGUGCUGGUCAGGGACAAUGGCGAGCCGCCGCUGUCGGCCAGCGUCACGCUGCACGUGCUGCUGGUGGACGGCUUCUCGCAGCCCUUCCUGCCGCUGCCCGACGCGGCGGCCGGCGCGGCGCCCGACGACCGCCUCACCGUCUACCUGGUGGUGGCCUUGGCGUGCGUGUCGUCGCUCUUCCUCUUCUCGGUGCUGGCCUUCGUGGCCGUGCGCCUGUGCCGGCGGGCCGGGCCGGCGGCGGGGGGCGGCUACCCCUACCCGGGUCUGCCCGACGGGCCCUUUCCGGGACAGCUGCUGGACGCCAGCGGCGCGGGGACCCUGUCCCACAGCUACCGGUAUGAGGUGUGCCUGGCGGGGGGUGCUGGCACCAAUGACUUCAAGUUCCUCAAGCCCGUUCUGCCCACCUUCCUUGCUCAUGGUGAGGAAAGGGCUGAUGAGGCAAACCCCACUUUCAGAAAUAGCUUUGAAUUCAGUUAGGUAUAUAUUAAUAAGGCCCAAAUGAGACUUAUUUGCAGAAAGAUAUU